UUUUGAGUUGACUUGGUGAACUUUCGUCCUUUCGAAAAUAAAAACCUGUGACACGAGCAAGGCCGACAAUUCUGCGCCAUGUCGCUUUCCAUUGGAGUAGAUGUGGGUGAAACAAAUACUACUGCUGUUAUCCUAAAAGAAAAGGAGGUGCUUUGCUCGUCUGAAGUUCCAACCAGGCAAGAUGUCACAUCUGGCGUCAUUGAGGCCAUUGAAUUAGUGCUGAGGCAGCUUCCAGAAGAACAUGCGCACAAUCGUGGUGAGAAUUUUGAAAAAGUCAGCAUCGGCGCCACCCUGUUUGAGAAUGCUGUCAAACAAGGAAAAAACCUCUCAAAGGUAGCUCUGUUCAGGCUGUGUUACCCUGCAACUGUCGCAAUUCCACCGCCAUGCGUACCUGCCUUACAUAAGUUCUUUUACCUUAAUGGAGGAUGUGAGACUGACGGUACUACUAUAACACAUGUUGAUGAAGAUCAAUUAACGCAGAAAACGAAAGAAGUGUACAUUGAAGGAAUAACGCAUAUAGCCAUUGUUGGAGUCUACUCUCCUAAGUAUACCGAUCAAGAAGACCGUGCGAAUAGAGUUAUCUCGUCUACAAGUCCAGAGAUGAAAAUAACACUUUCUCACAAAGUGUGUGACGAGGAAGACUUCCUAAAACGCGAGCAUCUAUCUAUCAUGAACGAGAGCCUGAGGCCACUUUGUGAACACACAGUGGAAACAUUGUCUACAGCCUUGAUGGAGCUUGGCUUGAAGUGCCCUUUUUAUUUCACAAGGGGUGAUGGCAAAUUGAUAAGUUUCGAGGAUACACGACGCUUCCCAGUGCUGACCUUAACAUCAGGCCUAACAAAUAGCAUGCGAGGUGCAGCUUUUCUAACAGGAGUGCAGAAUGGUAUCGUGAUCGUGAUUGACAUUGGAGGAACAAACAUGCAUGUAGGGUCAAUAAAAGAUGGAUUCCCGAAACACUUAUCAGGAAAGACUGUAAAGCUUGGAGGAGGAUCAAUUGUGCAAGAAUCAAAAGAAGGAAAAACCGUUAGCCAAACGUUGACAACCAAAGCACUCGUGUUUGGUGGAAAAGCCACUACAGCGACCGACAUUGCUGUUGCGUCUGGUUUCAGUGAUAUUGGUGAUAAGGAAAAAAUGAAACACCUUUCACAAAAAUUUCAAGAAGGAGAAUUGGAGGAUGUCAAGAAAAAAAUUCAAGCAGCAAUUGAUCAAGCUAAACCAAGUGAUGAAGCCCAACCGGUCAUCGUUGUAGGUGGAGGCGCAAAUCUUUUGAACCCAGAUAAUCCAAUUCAAUUUAAAGGAGCCUCUAAAGUCAUCAUUCCUCGACAUUUCCAGGUUGCAAAUGCAGUCGGUGCUGCUGUUGCUGUAUUGGAACAAUAUACCAGAGAGCCCUCACCUCUUCAAAAAGCAUCUAUAUUGUUACAACUCGCCAAAUCAGACGUUGAAGAAACAAUCCUGCAAACUGAGCCGUUCAUAGACCCAGUAACUGGAGACUGGAUCUUGAAAAAAUACGAUAUUGAAUGUAUCACUCUUGGAGCCGGGAUUAUGGCGUGCGGUGGAGGAGGCAAUACAAACAUUGGGAAAUUGAGAGCCAUGGCAUCUUUGGAAAGGAAUGGGGAGAUUCGCGUUGUUCACCCUGGCAAAUUAGGCACAGAACCCGAACUGACUGGUCCCGUUGCAGUGGUAGCUCUAAUGGGAAACCCAAUGAUGGUCUGCGAGAGACUAAUCAGUGGCCUGGAGAGCGCAUCAGCGCUGAAGAAAAUGGAGGAAGGCCAUUGCCCCGAAGAUGAGCCAUCGUCUCGUACUGAACCUGUAGCCCUCCUGUGUAUUGAAAUGGGUGGCAUAAGCACUACAGAACCUUUGGCCGUUGCUGGAGAUAAAAAAAUCCGCAUUGUAGACGCAGACGGUAUGGGGCGGGCCAAUCCUGUACUGGAGAUGUUCCUACCCUAUGUUUAUGGCAGCCCAACAUCCUUCUCAGCUAUUGGGGAUGAAAAAGGUAACACCCAAUCGUUUUGUGCCAAUUGCCCUAAAGAAAUGGAGGAGCAUUAUAGAAAGGCAAUUGGGGAGAUGGGAGAAAUGGCUGGUAUUGCGUUUACUAUAAACUGGACGUUCGUGAGUGAAGCUACAUGUCCCUUAUAUUCUCUCAGUCGUCUAAGGAAAUUGGGCAACACUGUACUUGAAGCAAGAAAAAAGAAACAAGAUCCUGUGGAAAGCAUCAUUGAACACGAGAAUGGCAAAAUUAUAUUCCAAGGAGAGAUUGUCGAGGUUACAAACGGCGGCGGAGGCGGUUUUUGUGAAGGAACCAUAAUAAUUGAGGGGUCGAGGCCCGAAGCUGACUUAAACGAAAAGCUUUACAUUGCAGUCAAAAAUGAAAACUACUUGGCCUACGUUUGUGACGUCAAGGGUGACAAAACAUAUCUUGCCGCUGUUCCCGAUCUGAUUUCUUUGGUAAAGGAGGACGGCAGCGCCAUCACAACAGAAAUGGUGCAAAAAGAUCUACAUGUUUCUGUUAUCGCCAUGCCCUGCAACCCACUGUGGAAAACCAAAAAAGGAAAGAAAGCUGGAGGCCCGGCGGCUUUUGGCUGCCAUGACGACGUAAAGCCCGACAAACCAUUAGGAAAGUAUAAGUGGUAUCCUCCGAUUCCUCAAAUAAAAACAGACCACUGAUCGAUCGGUUCCUGUUUUUUUUAGGGGGGGGAGAGCAAAAGAUACAUUUUUUUUACAUGAAGCUGCGUGCUUGUAACCAAGAAUGAUUAACAUUUUAAUACAAUCUGAUCAAACAAAUAUUGACAUCUGAUAAUUUUUUGAGGUACAAUGUAAGAGUGCCGUAGCUAGUGUCUAAAAAAAACUGCAUUCUGCACCAUUAAUGUUUGAGAGAGAAUAGUUCGGAUAUUUUUUCAAAUAAUCUUCGAGAAAUGACAUACUCUCGU
Stylophora pistillata is the source of this 2927-nucleotide messenger RNA. RefSeq lists its product as uncharacterized. Gene Ontology annotation, molecular function: hydrolase activity. NCBI's taxonomy places the organism in Eukaryota, Metazoa, Cnidaria, Anthozoa, Scleractinia, Pocilloporidae. The record is from RefSeq and is a predicted model, not a curated record.